UGGAAUUUCAAUUAUAUUUAAAUUCCAAAACAAAAAGAAAACAAAAUAUGACUGAUAUAGUUCCAGCUCCAGACCAACCUCCACCCGAAUCUCCAGCACAGCCCAUAGAUAAUGAGCGCUUAAGAGUUUUGAAAUUGUACCGCGCUAAAAUGCUGGAACACCGUGAAAUUGAGGCACGCCUGAAAGCACUGCGAUUCAGGCAUAAGAUGCUCAGUGUCGAAUAUGAAAAGUCCGAGGAAGAUAUGAAAGCACUGCAAAGUGUAGGUCAAAUGAUAGGUGAGGUACUCAAGCAAUUGGCACCAAAUAAUUUCAUUGUUAAAGCAUCGAGUGGUCCACGUUAUGUCGUCGGUUGUCGGCUGCAGAUCAACAAAUCACGCAUAAAACCUGGCACUAGAGUGGCCUUGGAUAUCACGACUUUGACCAUAAUGAAAUGUUUGCCCCGCGAAGUGGAUCCACUGGUCUACACGAUGAGUCAUGAGAAUCCUGGUAAUAUCAAUUAUGCGGAGAUUGGCGGACUUAGUGAACAGAUACGAGAACUGCGAGAGGUGAUCGAACUGCCUCUACUUAAUCCAGAACUUUUUGUACGUGUCGGCAUUAGCCCACCCAAGGGAUGUCUGCUCUACGGUCCACCUGGUACAGGAAAAACCCUUCUGGCCCGGGCGAUUGCCUCACAAUUAGAUGUCAACUUCCUCAAGAUUGUCUCCUCGGCCAUUGUGGAUAAGUAUAUUGGGGAAAGUGCCCGUCAGAUCCGUGAAAUGUUUGCCUAUGCCCGUGAUCACCAGCCAUGCAUCAUUUUCAUGGACGAGAUCGACGCGAUUGGCGGUCGUCGAUUCUCAGAGGGCACUUCAGCUGAUCGGGAGAUUCAGCGCACUCUCAUGGAGUUGCUCAAUCAAAUGGAUGGCUUCGAUGCUUUGGGUCAGGUCAAAAUAAUCAUGGCCACUAAUCGUCCAGAUACUCUGGACCCGGCUCUCCUUCGUCCGGGUCGCUUGGACCGCAAACUGGAAAUUCCUCUACCCAAUGAGAUGGCUCGCAUGGAUAUCCUCAAGAUUCAUGCUGCUCCAUUGGUCAAAAAAGGUGAAAUUGAUUACGAGGCGAUUGUCAAACUCUCAGACCAAUUCAAUGGAGCGGAUCUUCGCAACACAUGCACUGAGGCAGGACUCUUUGCCCUACGUUCCGAUCGCGACUAUGUCGUACAGGAGGACUUUAUGAAAGCGGUACGCAAAAUGGCAGACAAUAAGAAAUUGGAGACCAAAUUAGAUUAUAAACCAAUCUAAAAGAAUAUUGGAAUCGAGAACAUUUCUUAGGCCAAAUUAUUUAUUCACUAGCCGAUUUAAAUUGUUGCCCAUCAAGAAUGUAUUUUGGGGAAGAUUUAUUUUUUACUUCUCCAUUUCGUUUCUUUUGGGCCAAAAAGUCAAUAAAUUUACGAAGCUUUCGCUUAAAAA
Molecule: messenger RNA, 1442 nt
Organism: Drosophila willistoni
Lineage: Eukaryota; Metazoa; Arthropoda; Insecta; Diptera; Drosophilidae
Product: 26S proteasome regulatory subunit 10B
Exons: 2
Coding region: 48-1274 (408 amino acids)
Biological process (GO): positive regulation of RNA polymerase II transcription preinitiation complex assembly
Cellular component (GO): cytosolic proteasome complex; proteasome regulatory particle, base subcomplex
Molecular function (GO): ATP hydrolysis activity; ATP binding; proteasome-activating activity
Source: RefSeq, a predicted model, not a curated record